Xiphias gladius (swordfish) is the source of this 2991-nucleotide messenger RNA. RefSeq names its product ankyrin repeat and MYND domain containing 2a (gene ankmy2a). Gene Ontology annotation, molecular function: protein binding. The record is from RefSeq and is a predicted model, not a curated record. NCBI's taxonomy places the organism in Eukaryota, Metazoa, Chordata, Actinopteri, Istiophoriformes, Xiphiidae. The transcript has 11 exons. The coding region runs from base 221 to 1597 and encodes 458 amino acids.
UGCCUCGGUGUUUGGCCAGGUGUUCCUAACGAACACCUGGCCAAACACCUGCUUCCAUUCUAUCCGGCUUUGGUUACGGCGCUCGAGCGAACGCACCUCUGCACUUCCCGUUUUUUUUUUGUUUGUUUAAAACAGUCCCAGUCAGUGUUUAUUGAAGUAUCAUCGGGAAAUCCGACUCUCUUAUCUCUUCGUCGUGACUCGCAGAAAAGUGAAAACACAGAUGAAAGACCGAUGUUUUGCACGCGAAAAUGUCAACCCCCACCCCCCGCUUCUCACGUGUGCUCCGCUGCGAGGCAGUUUGAAUGACCUCUCUGGACUUUCGUGGAACCGAUUUCGGAAGGGAGACUUGUCCCCAAGCGAAAAGGAGUUGUUUGAGGUUAUUACCGCAGGCAAUGUCCAGGAGGCGUCAAGGCUGCUGGGCUGUAAGGAUGUUCGAGUCAACUGUCUGGACGAGUAUGGGAUGACCCCUCUCAUGCACGCUGCUUACAAAGGAAAGGCAGACAUGUGCAAGUUGCUGCUGCAGCACGGAGCGGAUGUGAACUGCAAUGAACACGAGCAUGGGUACACGGCGCUGAUGUUUGCCGGCCUGUCAGGGAAGACUGAUAUCACGUGGAUGAUGUUGGACGCGGGGGCAGAAACGGAUGUGGUGAACUCUGUUGGAAGGACCGCCGCACAAAUGGCCGCCUUUGUUGGGCAACACGACUGUGUCACCGUGAUCAACAACUUCUUCUCGCGUGCCAGACUGGAUUACUACACCAAGCCCCAGGGUUUGGAGAAGGAACCCAAGCUGCCGACCAAACUGGCCGGACCCCUCCACAAGGUCAUCAUGAGCACCAACCUGAACCCUGUCAAGAUGGUGAUGCUGGUGAAGGAGAACCCGCUGCUGGCUGAGGUGGAGGCUCUGGACAAAUGCCGCCGGGUGAUGGAGCUCAUCUGUGAGAAGUGCGUCAAGCAGCAGGACAUGAACGAGGUGCUGGCCAUGAAGAUGCACUACGUCAGCUGCGUGCUGGGGAAGUGUGCCUCCUUCCUCAAGGACCGCGAGGACAAGCUGGACGGACUCAUCAAGAGUUUGCUGAAGGGUCGGGACGGCGAUGGGUUCCCUGUCUAUCAAGAGAAGUUUAUCCGGGAGUGCAUUCGCAAGUUCCCUUACUGCGACGCGACUCUGCUGCAGCAGCUGGUGCGGAGUAUCGCCCCUGUGGAGAUUGGUAACGACCCCACAGCUCUGUCAGUGCUGACGCAGGCCAUCACAGGUCAGGUCGGCUUCAUGGACGCGGAGUUUUGCACCUCCUGUGGAGAGAAAGGAGCCGAGAAGAGAUGCUCCAUCUGUAAGAUGGUGAUCUACUGCAACCAGGCCUGCCAGAAGAUGCACUGGUUCACCCACAAGAAAGUUUGUAAGAGUCUCCAAGAGCAGAGAGAGAGGCAAGAAGCAGAAUCGGCCAAACUGAGGAUGCAGCAGAAUAAAGAGGAGAGUAAAGCAGUGCAGGAGGCCACAGACUCCAUACAGGAGCUCUCAGUGGAGACCAACAGCCAGGCCGCCCCCUCAGACUCUGCAGCAAAAACCUCGAACCCCACUUCCAUCCCAGCAGCUGACAACUGAGGACCAUCUACCCACCUUCUCCAGAAUACAUCCGUACUCCACAGACCGAGAGAGCAAACUGGCCGUGAGACUGAAAGCCAGGGAAGGACCGGUCCAGCGGGAGAGAAGAACCCAUAUUUAUUAUUGACCCGAGACUGUCACAAAGGCAGGGGGAGACACUAAAGCAUCCGAGGAAGGUUUGUGCCACAGCGGCCGUGCUUUUGUCAUUUUUAUAUGUUCAUUUUUUUUUUUUUUUCAGGUGACACUGUCAAAUGUGAAUGGGGAAAAUUGCGUAGGAUGAUGUCUUUGUGGUGGAGGCCGCUGGGAGGAGUCGUGGGGAAUAUGUGAAGAGCUAAUGGUUCGCAUCCAUGAUGGAACGUAAAUCUGCCUUAAACAAACUGUAGCAACCUGUGCGGGAAAGCCGUGACUGUGUAGCCAAUCAGAGCUCUUGUUUGUUUGCAGUGUAUUGGAUUUGUUAUUGGGAGUGUUUUUUUGUUUUGUUUUUUUGUACUGAUAACCUCGUGGUAGAUUGAGUGGAUAGCAUGGCUGCACAAUACUGACCAAUAAUGUAGAUUUUUAAAUAUCAACGACAUAAACAUGAAUUUAUUUUUAUUGUAUCAUGAAAUAUGAUGUUAAUGCUCAGGAUUGUCCAAAUUUUAACUGAAUGAAAGCCCCCCCCUUUUUUUUUUUCCUCUCCACAAAAUGCUACAUCAUUUGUUGACCAAGACUUGUUGUACACAGCACCAGAAACGCCAUGUCCAGGGGGAAAAACACAAAAAACAAAGCUCCUUUGUUUUGAAACAGUCAGUGAUGUUCUUUCAUUUAUCCUGCGGCCUGAAUGGACAGAGAAGCUGAAGGUGAACGACUUGCCCAGUGAGGCCUUGUUUGCCCUGAAUGACCUCCAAUAAUAUCAAAAACUUGAUAUUAAUCACAUUAAAUAAAGACCAUCUUCAUCGGUUUUUUGCAGUAGAUUUUCAUAUUUUAUAGUAUAGUCUUCCUUUUUCUACUUCUCUCAGGGUUUUGUUUUUUCUCUCUCUGUAUGUAGUUAGAGUGAUGAUCUGACCUGACUCCGAAAUCAUCACCGAGGCAAAAGUUUCCCGUUUAUUAGGUACCCCUGCACACUUUAAUCCAAACCGAUGCAACACGUUGUUUACUGUCUAUUUUAAAAAAGAGUGGGUCUUUUUUUUUCUCCGACUUUUCAGUUCCUCUCAGCUCUACAGAGCGUUUAACGUCUUUCCAGCUUAAUGUUUUGGUUUUGAAGCCUGAAACGUUACUGUUUCGGUUCACUCUUCCUGCUCUCAUCAACGUCGACUCAGAAGUAAUUUCUUAUUACAAGAAAAAACAUCCUAUUGUUUUUUGUUUUUUUUUUUGUUUUCUUUCCUGGAUAAUUCAAAGACCUCGCUGUCAAUUUUUUC